UAGCUUCUAUAAAUAAGACAGACUACUAGGUUAUAAAAACUCUAGUUACUAAAAACUUGUUUCACUAAAUUAAAGGAAUUUCUACAUAAUUGAUUUUUUUAAUGUAAUACAUCAUUGCUUUUUAUUCAGAUCACAUCACUCUGAUCCCCAGUUUUACUAGUUGUGCUUUCAUCAUUUAUCUUUGCAUGAUAUGCUUUAAAGUGUUGCACACUACCUUGGAUUUGUCCAUAUUUAACUUCACUGUAUUGAUGAAACAUUUUUCACUAUGAAUAUAUUUCUGUUUUCUAAAUUAAUAUAAGCCCUAUGCAACUGGAUGUCAUUCAUGAAAAAUGCAGUGAAUAUUUUAUUGACUUUUAAUUACAGUGUUUUUCUUAUUAGACCAAGAGUGACCUUGGUAGAUGCUAUUUCACAUUUUCCCAGUUUGACAUAAAACUCUUACUUUCUACUCUUCCAGUAUGAUACUGGUUACAUGUAAUGAUACAUAUUAACAAUAAUUAAUUUAUUAUUAAAAGUAUGACCAUAUUAUUUUUAUUCAGUAUUGAAAAUUUGAUAAUUGAAAAAUGAUACUAAUAAGCAUUUGUCUUUAAAAAUAUAUAUUUUAUUUAAUCCUGUCCAUUUAUCUAUCUGUAUACAUUUUUUAAAAUCUUAAUAGGUCAGAUAGUCUAGGUGCUGGUCAUCAAGGAACUUACUAUGAUCCAGUAAAUGAGACAUGCAUGUAAUUAACAAACAGUGGAAUAGAUGCCAUAUUAAGGUAACAAUAAGAUGCUAUUGAAACUGAACAGAGGAAGAGAUUAAUUUCAUCUGAAGGGUUCAGAGUGAACAGAGUAAGCUUCACCUUGCCUUUAAAGAAUGAGUAGAAUUUUAACAGUCAGAGAAAAUCAGGAAAUAUUCUUCAAGCCAAGGGAAUGAGGAGGGAAACAGCUGCCUAAUCAUCAACACAUUUUAGAGGAGUCAGGGAACAGUAAUAUGUGGGAAGGCAGGGUAGGAGAAAGAGACUUCAAAAUAAGUGCAGGGAAUGAACACUUAUUUAGUACUUACUGUAUUACCAGAUUUUACAUUUAUUUAACAUACAAUCAGUCUUAAUUGAUUUUGAUACUUAGGGACAGAGUAUAUUGAUCAGUCUUGGAGGAGUUAGGGGACAGUAGUAACUAGAUGCUGAGGGGUUAGCUUGGUAAACAAGUAGCAAUACCCCAUAUUGAGCCAGGAGGAAUAAUGGUAAGACAGAGUAAAGGUAAAGAUAUUUUCAGGAUUUAUUUUUGAGUUACCUAAUUUCUCAGUGAUACAGGUGUUAGUAUAUUGAUAAACUAGGAGGGAGAAGUUUUAUGAUAGUCUCUGGGGAAUAGGGAAAGAAAGAUGUCUUGGCCAAGUAAAAGUUUACUGGGAUUGAUGGUGUUUAGGAAAUCAAAAUAGCUAUUAAGUGUGUGGGGUUCACAACUUUUGCACCACACAAAAGUGAAUUGUAUGGUGAAAUUUUUGUCACUUAGAGUAACUUGCUUAUUCUUUUUUGCGAAUGUCUCCCUUGUUGGCUUUUGUGGUGGUGGUCUAUCUUUAUUCCCUGUCCUUCUCUGACCAUUCCUUACACCCCUUCCUGGCUAUUUUACCUCACAGAUAUUGGAGUAAUUCAAGAUUCUGUGGUUGGCCCUUUUGACUGCUCUCUCUACAGGUUUAAUUUGGCCAUUUACUCAUUUUCAUGGCUCCAAGGACCAUGUAUGUGUUGGAUGGCUGGCUGUGGUGAAAUUGAUCAUUCAAUAAACAUGCUUCCUACAAACAGGAAAGCAAACGAGUCCUGUUCUAAUACUGCACCUUCUUUAACCGUUCCUGAAUGUGCCAUUUGUCUGCAAACAUGUGUUCAUCCAGUCAGUCUGCCCUGUAAGCACGUUUUCUGCUAUCUAUGUGUAAAAGGAGCUUCAUGGCUUGGAAAGCGAUGUGCUCUUUGUCGACAAGAAAUUCCCGAGGAUUUCCUUGACAAGCCAACCUUGUUGUCACCAGAAGAACUCAAGGCAGCAAGUAGAGGAAAUGGUGAAUAUGCAUGGUAUUAUGAAGGAAGAAAUGGGUGGUGGCAGUACGAUGAGCGCACUAGUAGAGAGCUGGAAGAUGCUUUUUCCAAAGGUAAAAAGAACACUGAAAUGUUAAUUGCUGGCUUUCUGUAUGUUGCUGAUCUUGAAAACAUGGUUCAAUAUAGGAGAAAUGAACAUGGACGUCGCAGGAAGAUUAAGCGAGAUAUAAUAGAUAUACCAAAGAAGGGAGUAGCUGGACUUAGGCUAGACUGUGAUGCUAAUACCGUAAACCUAGCAAGAGAGAGCUCUGCUGAUGGAGCGGACAGUGUAUCAGCACAGAGUGGAGCUUCUGUUCAGCCCCUAGUGUCUUCUGUAAGGCCCCUAACAUCAGUAGAUGGUCAGUUAACAAGCCCUGCAACACCAUCCCCUGAUGCAAGCACUUCUCUGGAAGACUCUUUUGCUCAUUUACAACUCAGUGGAGACAACACAGCUGAAAGGAGUCAUAGGGGAGAAGGAGAAGAAGAUCAUGAAUCACCAUCUUCAGGCAGGGUACCAGCACCAGACACCUCCAUUGAAGAAACUGAAUCAGAUGCCAGUAGUGAUAAUGAGGAUGUAUCUGCAGUUGUUGCACAGCACUCCUUGACCCAACAGAGACUUUUGGUUUCUAAUGCAAACCAGACAGUACCCGAUCAAUCAGAUCGAUCGGGAAUUGAUCGAUCAGUAGCAGGGGGUGGAACUGUGAGUGUCAGUGUCAGAUCUAGAAGGCCUGAUGGACAGUGCACAGUAACUGAAGUUUAAAUAAAAAUGUCUUCAGCUCCAUGCUCAAGGUUGAAAGGGUUACCUGUAAAUUUCUGCCCACAUAACAUUAUACUCAUCCCUAGUAGUGCAUUUUGGGAGUUGGGGUGGGAAGGGGUAUGGGAAAGAUAGACUCAUAAUUAAAAUGUCUAACAUGUCUCUGUUGAGAAAUUUAUUUAAUGUAAGGAACUUGGGUGUUAAUAGUUGAGAGCUGUUUAGUAAUAACCCAGUUUUCUUGAGGUCUGUUUAUAGUUUUUAAAAACUUCUGUAGUUCUUUUGGCCAGUGUGUUUGUAUUAUCUGUGCAUUAAUGGUCCUCAUCUGACUCCUGCAUUGUGUCUUAUUUUUCUGCAUGGAUUGGCAUUAAGACCAUUACUAAAAUUUGGCACCUGUGAGAUGUUUGAUAUUAUGAGCAGGAAACAUAAUUUAAUGUAUGAAUAGAUGUGAAUUUGGGAUUUCAAAAUAGAUGAAUAACAAUUUUAUAGUAAAGUUAUUGAAAUGGAAAAGAAAACAGCCAGUAACUUAUGUUUCAGAAUGUUUGUAACACACUUCAUGGUGUUCCCAUAGGCUUUGCUGUCUAGUCUUAUAGUUUGGGGUUUUUUGGUCUGCAUUUUUUUUGAUUACAAAAUUUAUAAUUUAAUAAAUACUAGAGUUUAUCAAAAACAAUUUGUCUCUUGUUUGAGUGUGGAAAGGGUGUGGAAACAUUUUGACAUUUGUGACCAAAGGUCACUUAAAAAGUGGUGGUUUUAAUUGGUUGUUUUCAGCUUAAUCACUUGCUCAGAAAAGUUUGAUUUUUUUCUUAGAGAUUAUUUAAACAGAAUCUAUAGGCAGUGUGUAUAUAAUAAAUAUGUAUGGAAAUAAAACUAAAGCCUGUGAGACUUAAAUUCCUCAAAUAGCAUAUACCAUUAAUAUUUUAUAUUUUCCUUACCGUAUUCAUUAGUAGUCUAACAAACACUGGAUUAAAUGGCAGACUUAACAGUGUUAGCAGACGUGAAUUCACUUUACACAAAAUGUUGUAGACCACAAAAUCCACUUUUAUUUGGUAGUUUUUACAUCUAUGGCCAAAUAGUAUUGGGUUGACACAGUAAUCUAGAGUUUACCUCUGAAAAAAAGUAAUGUGAGUCUGUCUAACCAUAUUUUCCUAACUCAACAGUAGGAUCAUGAUGAUAAGGCAAAUGCAAGUUAUUUUUACCAUGAUUCUCAAAUGUGAAUUGAAUGUUACAGUAGUAAAUACUUUUGACCUCUUGUGAUGAGUCAGAACUACAACUUAAUUCUUUGACUUUCACAUUUUUUAAAAAGUGUACUGCUGGGAUAAUCAAAAAUUUUAUGUUGUGCAUUUUUAUUACAUUUACUUUUGAAAGAUAGUUAAUAAAAGGUUAGUUGUUUUUCAGGAAAA
Messenger RNA from Nomascus leucogenys (northern white-cheeked gibbon), 4186 nucleotides. NCBI's taxonomy places the organism in Eukaryota, Metazoa, Chordata, Mammalia, Primates, Hylobatidae. The record is from RefSeq and is a predicted model, not a curated record.